Molecule: messenger RNA, 6338 nt
Organism: Oreochromis aureus
Lineage: Eukaryota; Metazoa; Chordata; Actinopteri; Cichliformes; Cichlidae
Gene: fbxo38
Product: F-box protein 38
Exons: 22
Coding region: 217-3696 (1159 amino acids)
Biological process (GO): protein K48-linked ubiquitination; SCF-dependent proteasomal ubiquitin-dependent protein catabolic process
Cellular component (GO): cytoplasm; nucleus
Molecular function (GO): protein binding
Source: RefSeq, a predicted model, not a curated record
UUUAAUGCGUAUGGCCUGCCGAAAAACUCAGAAGAAGAACAAGCUAACAUCGGGUUGUGCUAACGUCUCUCUGGCUGUGUUUAGUACAUUUUCUGUGGAGACAGAAUGGCUGAGAAGAAGCUUCACGGAGACUUUAGUAGAAACAUACUGAACUGAGGUUCCUGCUCGGGAUAUAGAAGCUCCAGACUUCACGAGGGAGGAUAUGAUAUAGCAGUAAUGGGUCCGAGGAAGAAGUCUAAUAAAUUCCACGCUUUGGUGGGCAGCAGUGGAGACGAUCUUGUCCAAAGACUCAGUGAGCCCAAGGACUACAUCAAUGAGCUGUCCCAUGAAGUCCUCUGUCAUAUAUUCAGGUACCUGCCCAUGAAGGAUAUCAUGUGUAUGGAAUGUUUAUCUAGAAAGCUUCGAGAAGCAGUAACUCUGUACCUGCGAGUGGUCAAGGUGGUGGACCUGUGUGCUGGUCACUGGUGGGAGUAUAUGCCUUCAGGCUUUACAGAUAGCAGCUUUUUGCUCCUUUUGAAGAAGAUGCCAGAUCUGGAGCAGCUGUAUGGUCUCCACCCACGAUACCUGGAAAGGAGACGAAUCCGUGGUUUUGAGGCGUUCAGUAUUCCAGGAGUCCUGGAGGCUCUGCAAGCCUGCCCAAAUCUGCUGGGCGUUGAGACUUCCCACCUGGAACUGGUGGAAGCCAUUUGGAACUAUAUGCCCCAGGUUCACAUUCUCGGAAAGUUCCGCAACCGUAACGGGGCUUUUCCCAUUCCCGCUGAGAACAAACUCACCAUCCCCAUAAAUGCCAAGAUCCAGACCCUCCAUCUGGUGGGUGUGAAUGUUCCCGAGAUCCCCUGUGUGUCCAUGCUGCGGCACCUUUACCUGAAGUGGGUCCGCCUUACCAAACCACAGCCUUUUAAGGACUUUCUGUGUGUGAGCCUAAGGACCUUUGUUAUGCGCAACUGUGCAGGGCCGACCAACUCUCUCAAAUACGUUCCCCUGAUUACUGGCUUGGCUUCAGCCCGGAACCUCGAGCAGCUGGAGCUGGUACGAGUUCCCUUCUUGGGAGGGCUGAUCCAGCACGUCGUGGAGGAUAGCUGGAGAUCAGGAGGAUUUCGGAACCUCCACACCAUUGCGUUUGGAGCCUGUAAGAAUGCCCUGGAGGUGGACUUGGGCUACCUCAUCAUAACUGCUGCUCGCAGGCUUCACGAGCUGCGUAUCCAGCCUUCACUGACGAAAGAUGGAGUCUUCUCAGCUCUCAAGAUGGCUGAACUGGAGUUUCCCCAGUUUGAGACUCUUCAUCUGGGUUAUGUGGAUGAGUUUCUGCUGCAGUGUAAAAUGAGCCAUUCAGAGCUGGUGAAAUACGGGCUGGCGGAUGUUAUCGAGAACCCGGGAAUCAUCACUGAUAUUGGGAUAAAGGUGGUGAAUGAGGUGUUCACCAAUAUUAAAUACCUGCUAAUCUACAACUGUCCUCACCUCCACAACCCUCACCACUGGAUUACUGAUCAGUCCAGAUGGAGUCGUCUGGUUGAUCUCACUCUGGUUCGCUGUCACGCCAUCAAACUGGAGUCUUUUUCCCAGUUUGUAGAGUUGCUGCCCAGUCUGGAGUUUAUCUGUCUGGACCAAAUGUUUCGAGAACCACCCAAGGGCUGUGCCAGGGUGGGUCUGAGUGCAGGAACUGGGAUCGGUGUUUCCUCAGCACUGGUCAGCAACCAGAACUCAAACAAUGACAAUGAAGACCACCAUCACCACAAUGAGGCAAACAUGCCUCCUCCACCCAUCAACAACAUAAACAACCAACGGCGGCGGCAGCAGCAGCAACACAAUGCACCAGCAGAAGUAAAUGGAAUGGAGGAAGAAGAUGAAGAGGAUGAAGACGAGGAGGAGAACAUGGACGUUGAGCCUCAGAUCGAGCUGAAAGAAGCCGAGGUUGAAGAAGGCGACGUGGCUCCGGGGCCCAGUCACCAGGCUACAGCAUCACAGCCGCCUGAUGAGGAACAAGCAGGUCCCAGUGGUUUAGUCCAGCAGUGCAGAUCAGCUUGUGCCAACGUACCCAAACCUUCACAGGUCAUCUCGGACUCAGACAGCGAGGAAGAGGAAGGCCUUGUUUCCAGGUUAAUGCCACCUUCAUGUUUGGAGCAGCCGGCCUCAUGUACAAAAGGUAAAGGAAAGACUCCGCUGAGGAGGGGCAACAAUGUGGCUAUAUCCAUGGCAGUCUCUGAUCAGCCAAAGGCUCAUGCUGCAGAGAACAGCUGUGAGAAGAGCUGCCAGGUGACCAGUGAACAGAUUAAGGCAGAUAUGAAGGCUGCUACUGAGAGCAGCAGGAGGAGCAGCGGUAAAGGAGUUACUACUGAGGCUGCGGAGGCCACGACAAGGCCAGGAGCUAGUGGGACAUCAGAGGAUACUCCAGCAUCAAGGACUGGAGUAAGGACAAUGACCGGCUCAUUGGUCAGAGUUGGACCUGCAGGAGCCACAUCGGGCCAUGCGGGUGGAUGUAGGAGGGUGGUGAUGGAUGCCACCCAUGGAACAGCCACUGACAGAGCUGCAGGAAGUGGCAGAGAGGGCGCAGAGCGACCCUCUGUCCCUCUGAGUUCUGGUCCUGCCAAUGUGGACAGUGUGGAGCCCAGAGGUGGUGCUGUAAAUAAUGAUCCUAGGAUACCAGGACCUCAGACUGGUCAGGGGAAGAGGCAGCCUUCCUCUGCUGUGGCCUCAGGAUCACAGCAGGAGAACUUUGUUCCGAGGCGACCCUUAACCCGAUCUUGCACCCGCACGUCCUCUGUGUCGUUAGUCUCAGAGACAGAUCUUUCCAGAGCCAGGCCUCGAAUGGCAGUGAGGAGGAAACGAAUGGCUGACAAAUCAACCAGCACUUCAGACCCUGUCACUGAGGACGACCAUGUGCAGAUUUUGUCUCUGAAGAGCAAGAACCUGGUGGGAAUCACUCUGACCAACUGUGGAAUCACUGAUUUGGUCCUUAAAGACUGCCCCAAAAUGAUGUUCAUUCACGCUACCAGAUGCCGUGUGUUAAAGCACCUGAGAGUAGAAAGUGCCCCCAUAGUAAACAGAUUUGACUACGCUCAGUGUAAGAAGCUAGACAUGGAACAAGUCCUGGAUCAGAUCCUGAGAAUGCCCCCUGAGAGGAAUCGCAUAAUCUACAUGCGUCCUAUGCAUCAGAUUGACUCAGUAGCAUUGGAGCGCCAGCUGUUCCAGGGGCCGUAUCCUUAUCACAUUGCUAUAGUGCACGAAUUCAGCAACCCGCCAAAUAUACGCAACAAAGUUCGCAUUCGCAGUUGGAUGGACACCAUAGCCAACAUCAGCCAAGAGCUAAUAAAGUACGAGUUCUUCCCAGAAGCCACCAGGACAGAAGAGGAUGUGAAAAAGUUUCCCAAAUACCCAUGGGGUCGAGACAUCUACACACUGGAGGGAUUGGUGGAUGGUGCGCCCUACAGCAUGAUAACAGAUUUCCCUUGGCUCAGGACUCUGAGAGCAGCGGAUCCUAACGGCUAUUCCCGCUAUGACUUUGAAGAUGAUGAAAGCACCACCAUCUACGCCCCACGGCGUAAAGGACAGCUGUCAGCUGACAUCUGCAUGGAGACCAUUGGGGAAGAGAUCUCGGAGCGCCGACAGAGCAAAAGAGGAGUGUUUCAGAGAGUAGUGGUCCUCUUCCUUCAUCACUGUGAUACUCCAGGCGAACCCGUGGAUGACGACUACAUCUAGAAACCAAAGACUGUGAACCAGAAGGAUGUCAGCCUUGACACUCGAGCUUCUGACUGAAAACACUUGGUUUUAUUAAAAAAUGAGAAAGUUGGUUACCUGUUGAAAGCUGCAGGUCAGCACUGACAUGCACAUAAUAUUUAAUGACUCUUCAGUAGCGUUACGGAGGAAUACCAGAGUCUAAGGCUGCUCACAAGGGGGCGCUAAUGAGCUGGAACUGGACAGCGAAAUGGUCACGUGGACACAGUGGGGAGAGGGUGAUGAUGAUGUUUCAUUUGGCUCGCAGUGAAGGCUGACUCUUUUUCAAUUCUUUGAAAAAAUACAAGAACAUACCUUUAAUCUUGAGUUUAUUUGGGGGAUUUGAUAAGAUCGAUAUCUCGUGCUGGUUUUCUCUUUUUUAUCAUACACUUAAGGCAAAUCUGAACGUAUGGUAGCUCAUUAAUUCUUAGAGUAAAUAAAAAAGGGUCUAACAUAUAACAUUGUUGAUUUUGUUCCAAAUAAAGGCGUGAGUCCUUCUGCCUUCGCUGACAGCAUUGUCUGCACGACUGGAGUUUUCUGUCACACUGCAGUUAGGAACCGUUCCUGAGUGUCGCUCUGGGUGCUGGAGUGUUUGUCAGGAGUUUGUUUCAUCAGAACACAGAGCUGUUUGUUGCUGAAGGAUAUUUAAAACAACUAUUAAUGGUUGACCGUCAGUCAUCUUUGCAUGCGAGGCCUUUUGAACUGAAAGCUCUUAUGUCAGCGAGCUACAAUAUCACAUCGCCUUCUCGCUCAGCCCGUGUGAUUGAGUGAGAAUAUAGAUAUAUAGCUCUGUAAUCUAUAUUUUAAUGUUGACCUGACGUAUUCACAUUGUACACUCGGAGCUAACAGCUCUGUUGCAGCUGAUCAUUUCUGUUUUGAGCAGUCAGAACCAGAGGGCUUACCACAGCAGCCCGUCUACCUCCAGACUCUCCUAGCAUCCUCCUGCGGCACGUGACUCGGCACAGACAAAGAGUUGUGAAAAGUUGUGUAACAAAAAUGUGCCACUCAGCUUAAAUCAGCACAACAGUGGAUGUUCUCAGGCCCAGCAGAUACAGUCGUUCAUUCAUAAUUCUUUUGCUUUGUGGAUGCUGAACGUGGACUGAACGUGGACUCAGCUGUGGAGUCCAGAGACUCCACAGCUGAGUCUUUGUUAAAGGAUUAAGGUCGUCUGGCCUCGUACGGUAGGGCCGCUUCUGUUUUCCUAGCCUGUGACUCUGCUCCACAGAUCCUUGGUGUGUUUGUGGUCUUUCUGCUGUCUCUUUGUUUCUGUUUGUCUGUGACAUACAGCCCUGUGCUUAAUUUGUUACCAAUAAGAGCCCCGUCCUCUGCUUUCAUCUACUCAGUGAGAGUGAUGAGGCAAAGCAGCAAAAACCCCAAACAUAAAACAACGAGCAUCGUCUCCCUGUGCUGAUGUGGUUCAGUGAGUCAUCUUCCCCUCGUCCUCUGCUGUACAGACUGUUUGUGUUCAGUUCAUCUUUGCUGCAUGUGAACUUUGAACUAACUUACUAAUUUAACCACCAAACAAGUUUGUUUCAUUGUCCAUCCACCUUUCCACGGUCUGCUUCUUAUCCAGUGUUGGGCUGCAGGAGCAGUAGUCUAAACAGAAAACCAGGACCUCCCUCUUCCAGCCACCUCCUCCGGGUCAUCUGGGGAGACGCCAACGUGUUGGCAAGAUGUGUCUUUCAGCUGACUUGGGAAACAGUGUAUCCUAGAUUUUUAUUUUUACUUAUUUUGAACCAGUUGCCCUAAUCACCUCCCGCACCACCCUGAUGAUAUCUACCUAAAAAUAAGCCGGUUUGGUUUGACGUGUAAGUCUGGCCACAUCUUUGGUGCAGAGCUGUCACGUUUCUACUCGAGUUUCAGAGACCAAGUCGUUUCAGUCUCUUGUUCAGUGGUGACACAUUACGUAUUAACACUGUUUUCCAGCUGUGGUGUUCAGUCUUCUGAGAACUGUUGGGCGUCUGUCUCUGACUGAAUCUAAAGUGUAUCUAUAACGACUGGCUGCUCUUUGACUUCUUUCUGAAACUGAUCAAGUUACCACUAAAAUACAUUUAUGAAAUGCAGAAUCAUGAUUCUUGGUGAAAUAUCCAUAUUUACUGUGUUUCUAGUUAUAAAGUUACAGAAAAGCCAGUGGGUAACACAAACCAGAGCUCUGGCAGCUGUGGAGACAUGGCAGGUAUACCUGUAUAUUUCAUCCCAUUUCUGGCUCCGCUAAUCUAAUCUCUUCCUGCUUUGACAAGUCAGAGUACAGCAAGAUUGAGUCUUCCAUCUUUCUAGUGAAUGUGACUCCUCUGCUGCUUUUAGUCAGUGUAAACACAGGGACUGUGUCUCCCACCUCCAUCAAGCCUGCACAACCUCCCGCUGCUCUCGGCUUCUUGUGACAUUGAACAGCGUCGAUCCUGACUCUGAUUCUGCAGCACAGGGACACUCGCUCCAGGUCAGGCCAGGCCGUGAUGGCUGCAUGCUGUACCUUACACUGGAUCUGUCACUAUCCAUGUUUCCUCCUCAUUUGUCUUUUAUCAGGUACAAGGACGACUUUUGUAAUUCUGACCCAUUGAAAAACUGAUACAGAGUCUUUGUUUAUAAAUAAAACAGCCCUUUGGUGUCAUUUUCCUUAAAUUUCCAGG